UAGUAUCAAGCUAAUCAAUUUUUACCACAUUCACAAAUCUAACAAUUUGAACAAUGAGUGCUGCAAAUCAAAAUGAUGUAGUGAUUAUGUUUACCGAAGAAGAAGAAGGUCUAGUGGUGAAGUCAUGGAACUUGAUGAAGAAGGAUGCUGCCGAAUGGGGUCUCAAGUUUUUUCUCAAGAUAUUUGAGAUAGCCCCAUCAGCUCAAAAAAUAUUCCCAUUUCUGCGAGAUUCAAAUGUUCCGCUGGAGCAGAAUCCUAAGCUUAAGCCUCAUGCCAAAUCUGUAUUUGUCAUGACAUGUGAAGCUGCACUACAACUUAGGAAAGCAGGAAAAGUUGUGAUAAGAGAAUCCACCCUAACAAAAUUAGGGACUGUCCACUCCAAAUACGGCGUCGUUGAUGAACAUUUUGAGGUGACGAAAUAUGCAUUGUUGGAGACUAUAAAAGAGGCAGUGGGAGAAAUUUGGUCACCAGAAAUGAAGAAGGCAUGGAGUGUGGCAUAUGAUCAUUUGGUUGCUGCCAUCAAGUCUCAUAUGAAUCCACAAUCAUGAAUUCACUUCAUAAAUCAAUUAUUUCAAUAACACAUUUGGUUUAAUUUUGUCUGUUAUGGUUGUAUUGUGCAAAAUUAAUUACUAUGUCAAUUUUCGAUUGCGUUGUUAUUUGUUGAAUAAAAUGUGUUAUUUGAGUUUUAAGAAAAUGUAUUUUUUGUUCGAAGCUUAGUUAAUAUGGAAAUGGUGUUGAUUUGUACCA
This is a messenger RNA of Salvia hispanica, 747 nucleotides long. It is a transcript of the gene HB1, whose product is annotated as hemoglobin 1. NCBI's taxonomy places the organism in Eukaryota, Viridiplantae, Streptophyta, Magnoliopsida, Lamiales, Lamiaceae. The record is from RefSeq and is a predicted model, not a curated record. Gene Ontology annotation, molecular function: heme binding; oxygen binding.